Molecule: messenger RNA, 3546 nt
Organism: Yarrowia lipolytica CLIB122
Lineage: Eukaryota; Fungi; Ascomycota; Dipodascomycetes; Dipodascales
Biological process (GO): intracellular distribution of mitochondria
Cellular component (GO): cytoplasm
Molecular function (GO): mRNA binding; protein binding
Source: RefSeq, a predicted model, not a curated record
AUGACUUCAGAACAAGAGGAGGUUUCUAUCCUCACCCUCCAAGUCACCUUUCCCGACCCGGAGCUCCCUCCCCUGUCCCUCACCGUCUCUCCCGAAGAGUCUGUGCAGGAAAUUCGAAACUACAUUCGAGACGCCUUUGUCCAGGAGCGAUGCAUCACUUCCUUCACCCUGAACCUCAACGGUCAGCCUAUUGACGGAUUUGAGAGCCUUGCUGAGAUUGAAGGUCUCGAGUCUGGUGCUACCAUCGAGCUCACCAACGCUCCCUACAACGAGCAUGAGGCCCGUCUGCAUGUGAUCCGAGUGCGAGAGCUAGCUGGCUUUUCCAACAACUCCCACGCCGCUGUGGGCCAGGAUGCCGGUAUGACCGCCUUCAACCGAACCGAGGGCAUCGACAAGACCCCCAAGGACUACAUGCAGGAGGUUGUCGAGACCAAGGCCCAGAAGGAGGCUAAGGCCAAGCUCAAGGCCGAGCAGAAGAAGGCCAAGGCUGCUGCCAAGGCCGAGGCUCUGGCCAAGAACGAGGAAGUGUCUGAGGACGAGGAAUCGGAGCCUGAGGAUGACACUCCCAUGAAGCAGUCCACCCAGGUUCUUGAGGAGAACUCUCCCAUGCACGGCUUCAAACUCGAGGAGUCCAAGUCUCUGCAAGAGCUGUUCCCCGACCGACAGAACCUGCCUGCUCCCGCUCUGCUGUCUCUCCACCUCUCACACUGGAACCCCCCCACCCAGGCCCAGCAGCUCAACGGCGAGCUUCUGUAUCUCCAGUGCGCCACUCUGGAGGGCGAGUCGUACCAGAUUGUGGCACACACCAACGGUUUCUACGUUGCCAACUCCACUCUGGGCUCUUUCGACCCCUCUCCCAAGCCUCUGAUGGUCAAGACCAAGGCCAAGAAGCAGAACGGCGGCAAGAAGGGCGGCAAGAAGACUGAGACCGAGAUCUCCUACGUGCCCAUCACCACCGAAAACAUGCACCACUCUCUCUACGACCUGCUGGUGUCUCUGUCCGACAAGUUUGCUAAGAAGAUUGCCUCCAACUACGCUGAGCUCAACGCCGCUGGUAUGCUCUCCGUUGUGCCCCCCACCAACUGCUUCCUGGCCAACCCCUGGCUCACCAAGCCCGCCGGUUUCCGACGACCCGAUAUGGCCCGAAACCAGGAGCUGCUGUCCCUCAAGAACCUCGAGGGCCAGGACGAUACACGAGAGUGGUCCGAGGACCUGCAGUCGCUCAAGGAGCUGCCCCGAGAGACCAUCAAUGACCGGGUGGUGCGGGAGCGACAUCUCAACAAGACCUACUUUGACUUCACUGAGGCUGCUGUCGCCGGUGCCGUCCAGGUUGUCCAUGGCGAGAUUCAGCCCAUCAAUCCCUCUGAGCCCGAGGCCUCCCACAUCUUCCUCCACAAGGGUAUCUUCUACUCUGUUGGCGCCGACGGAUCUGGCACUUAUGCCGAGAUUGGAGGCGACGAGGCUGCUCGAGUGGCCUCCGCCAAGGACCUCCAGGCUGUCCAGCAGCUUGUGCAGUUUGACUUCCCCGAGAUUGCCUCUCUGUGCACCACUGUGGUGGACUACCAGGGCAAGCGAAUUGUCUGCCAGUCCCCUGUCCCCGGUAUCUUCAGACAGCCCGAGAACGCCCCUCCUCAGGUCAAGUACGGCUCUGUCGAGGGUGCUGAGGAGAUUGCCUCCGAGCAGGAGUUCGGAGACGCCUUCAAGCCCAUCGCUGCUGCCUUCCGACUCAAGACCCACACAGUCAAGGACGCCAACAAGGAGCACUCUCUGCACCUGGCUUCCGACUGUAAGGGUCUUGCCGGUACUGACGGUCGAAAGUACCUGCUUGAUCUCUACCGACUUGCUCCCGUCGACAUUGCCUUCCUCGAUGCCAACCCCUCGUACCCUCACCAGCUUGCUCUGCUGCGAUUCGAGGCUGUCGAGGCCUACUUCCGACACCAGGUUCGAGCCGAGAUCAAGAAGCAGUCUCUGGAUGAGGACGAGACCCCCAAGUUUGAGGUCGAGCCCUUCUACCUCAACCCUGACGCCUUCGUUCUUCCUGCACCCAAGGAGGAUGAGGACGCUGUGCGAGCUGCCUCCGAGUUUGUCUCCAACACUAUCAUUCCCGAGCAUGUGGAGGCUGUGAUUGCCGGCUUUGGCACCACUCCUAUCGACGGCCAGCAGCUGACCCAGUCUCUGCACGGCAAGGGUAUCCCGAUGCGACACCUUGCCUCCGUCAUUGCAGCUGCCAAGAAGAGCGACACUUCCAAGGCCCAGUUCCUCGCCGAGCUGUGUGAGCAGGAGAUUGCCGUGCGAUCCGCCAAGCACCUGCUGCGAAACGAGAUGGCCAAGAAGGGUGCCAACCCCAAGUACGUUGUUGCUCACGUCAUGAACCUGCUGCUGGGCUCCACCUCCAAGGUGUUUGAUACCCCCGCCGGUCUGCUGGCUGUCUCCGACUCCGUCAACCUUUCGGUCGACGAGGCCAAGGCUGCUGUUGCCGCCAUUGCCAAGACCCGAUUCGGCUACGACCUCGAUACCUCAAUCUUCGCCAAGCGACCCGUCCAGCUGCUCCGAGAGCUGUCUGGAAAGCUGGGACUCCAGUUCCUGCAGAAGGAGUACGAGUUUGGUGCCGAGCCCUUUGCCGUCGCCGACGUGGUCAACAUCCUCCCCGUCUUCAAGACCACCACCUUCCGAUCCAAGCUCGUGGAGGAGGCUCUGGAGGCUGCCCGAAACUCCGUCAACACCGACAAGGACGUGGCUCUGCAGCUGCUGCGAGAGUCCAUUCCUCUCGCCGAGCAGGUGUACGGCUCCGUUAACCCCGAGCUCACCAAGGUGUACAACACCGCUUCUUACCUGGCCUACGAGAUGGACGAGGCUCUGCUGGCUGCCGAUCUCGGCCGACGAGCCUGCAUCAUGUCCGAGCGAUGCUCCGGAAUCGACUCUGUCGACGCCAUUCUCAACUACCUCAACCUGUCGUUGUUUGAGCACGCCAUCGGCAACUACGUCGGUGCUCUGCACAUGAUUAAGCACGCCGUUUCCGUGUGGGUCACCGUGUGCGGCACCCAUCUGCACCCCGAUAUCAUCACGUCGCUGUCCAACGCCAUCACCAUGCUCACCACUCUCAAGCGAUGGAACGAGUCGCGACAGUGGCUGGAGAAGACCAUUGUUAUCACUGAGAGUGUGGCCAACGAGAAGGCGCAGGCCCCUCUGCGGUUCCAGCUUGCCCAGACCAUGUGCCACGAGCAGCAGUACAAGGAGGCUACCGAUGAGCUGCGACGAGCCCUCAAGCUCUUUAACGCUCACUACGGUGAAGACGACCAGAACACCAAGGACUGUGCCGUGUGGCUCAAGUCUCUGACCCAGGCCGCCGUCUCUAUCCAGCGACAGAAGCUGUGGGAGCAGGAGCAGGGCCGACUGGCUCGACAGGCUCCCAAGCCCACUGCUACUCAUCAGAAGGAAGCCCCCAAGAAGGCUUCUAAGAAGACCAAGGGCAAGGGCAAGGGCAAGGACGACAAGGGCGAGAAGCUCGUUGCCGAGCUCAAGAAGAAGAAGGCUGGAAAGCGUUAG